Messenger RNA from Coffea eugenioides, 805 nucleotides. RefSeq names its product peptidyl-prolyl cis-trans isomerase NIMA-interacting 4. Gene Ontology annotation, biological process: rRNA processing. NCBI's taxonomy places the organism in Eukaryota, Viridiplantae, Streptophyta, Magnoliopsida, Gentianales, Rubiaceae. Gene Ontology annotation, molecular function: peptidyl-prolyl cis-trans isomerase activity; DNA binding. The record is from RefSeq and is a predicted model, not a curated record. The transcript is spliced from 5 exons. The coding region runs from base 103 to 537 and encodes 144 amino acids.
UGCUGACAUAGCCUUCCCUUCGCAGUCUCAGCUGCUCUUCGGUUCUCAUCCGUUCAUAACUAGAAAGGAAAAAAAUUAAACUCUUAAGUAUCAUAUCCAGUUAUGGGUAAGGAUUCCAAGCCUAAAGAUUCAGGAAAGGGCAAAGGCAAACAGGCUGCUGGCGGGAGUGAUGAUGGUGCUUCCAAGGGCAAAGGAAAAGCUGGAAAAUCUGAUGGCCUUGGGACUUGCACGUAUGUUAAAGCUAGGCAUAUCUUAUGUGAGAAGCAAGGGAAGAUCAAUGAAGCCUACAAGAAACUGCAAGAUGGCUGGCUCAACAAUGGAGAAAAGGUUCCCCCUGCUGAGUUUGCUAAGCUAGCAGCAGAAUAUUCAGAAUGUCCAUCUGGUAAAAAAGGCGGGGAUCUAGGAUGGUUUCCACGUGGUAAAAUGGCUGGUCCGUUUCAGGAUGUUGCUUUCAGCACAACUAUUGGAGCUACAAGUGCACCGUUCAAAUCAACACAUGGAUACCACAUUAUCUUGUGUGAGGGGAGGAAAAACUAAGGCAUUUCAGAGUUUGAUGGAGUUUCUAAAGGUGGCUUUACCGAUCUAAAUGUCAUUGUGACUAUCUGAUACUAAGUUCAGCAAUGAUAUCAGGCUUUGAACAUCACUGUUUGAUUAUGCUUUUCAACUUGUGUAAUGGAUCUUUGCGGUUUAUUGCAGAGUAAAUGUUUUGUGUAUACAUUCAUCUCCAAGUUGUCUUCGUAUAACAUAUAUUUCUUGGUGAAGCUGUUUGGAUUCAGUUGUGGAAUCAGUUAUGCUUAAUAACAAA